AUCAGGAGGGAAAAAAGGAGGAGAAGGAGACCGAGGAAAGGCAGACCUCAGACCAGCCCGCCUUACCUCACUCCCCCCUGUCCGCGAGCCCGGUGUUCACGGGCAAAUCUGACCGCAGAUCAGCGCACUCGCGCUCCCUCCACACUACGAGUUACACCAACUGGGACUGAGACCAGAGGAAAUCGUGUUCGUCGGUAGCCAAGGUACGCACGCCAAGACUCAUCCACAGCAGACCGAGGCGAGGGAACGGACAAGAAGGGAGAGAAUUCAAGGGGAAAGCUGGUAGGAACCACAGAGGAGUUCACUGCAAAAGAAAAAACCCCACACGUUUAGGGGCGAGAGGAGAGGGUGACUGGCUGGCCCCGCAGAAGGAGUAGUAUUACUCGAAGCUAAUUUCCAACAUUUUCUAUUCUUGGCAGCGAGAGUGUGCUCUCCGAGCCACAUUUAUAAAGAGAGCUAGCGGAAUGUAAUGCUAGCAGGCUAGCCGAUGUUAGCUAGCUAAUUAGCUUGUCAGGCAUCCGAGAGUCGGACGUGUGAUCUUUAUUAAAAUAGGACACUGUCGUCGUUUUUCUUUUUUCAGGGGGGAAAAAGAGAGGGACAACUGUACUUAAUGUCCUUUUUGCUUGAUUCUGCCAUGGUUUUAAAGGUUUGUCUCGCAUAGCUAAGGCUAAGUUAGACAAUAAACAGUGUAAGCUUGUGUAUAUUGAUGAAAAUCCGUUCAAUAUUAUCCGUCUGGGAAAAGCCAAAUCCAUUGUGAAUAUCGAGCCGUUGACAAACCCAAAGGAGAAGGCAAAGGUAACAAAAGAAAAGAAAAAGCCAAAGAGACUUUUGACUGGUGACUGUCUCCCGUCCAAUGUUAAUGUCGACCGACGUUGCAUCUAUUAUGCUACCCGUUAGUCGGGGAAUAAUGGACCGGGAAAGGGACAUUGAUACAGCAGCCGGACCCCAUGCAAACGCGGCCGGGGGUCCAGCCGUGGUCCGAGGGAUGAAGAGAGGCGAUCCGGAGCCCGACGCUCAGACUGCCGCUGCCCUCACUGACUUGUCCGGGGCGGAGUGCAAAAGACCAAGGAUAGACGGGACCGGGAGUGUUGUUGGUGACAUUGGCCAGAACAAUGAGCCUUUAAAUCCCGGUUUCCAUGGAUACCAACCUCACAGUCAGGGCUCUCAGGAUUCGACAGGAGGACAGGAGGGUUUGGUGGCCCCACCCUUUACAGCAUUCCCUCCUCCACCCCCUCCUCAAAACGGUCUACCGGGAACAGAGUUUGGCCCUGGGGCCAUGUUUGGUGCUGGAGGCCAAGGUACAGCAGAGGUAGGGGCUGGUGCAAAUGGAGCCCCCACCUCCACCAACAACAACAGCAGCAAUGUAAAGACAGAGGAGACGUCUCAGGGUGAGGCGGGUGUACAGUGCGGCGCAGGAGGCACAGGAGCGGGAGGCUCAGCAGGAGACUCGACAGAGGCCAAAGGGACCCCCAAACGCCUCCAUGUCUCAAACAUCCCCUUCCGCUUCCGGGACCCAGACCUCAGGCAGAUGUUCGGGCAAUUUGGGAAGAUCCUGGAUGUUGAGAUUAUUUUCAAUGAGAGGGGUUCAAAGGGUUUUGGCUUUGUGACAUUUGAGAACAGCGCAGACGCAGAGAAAGCCAGGGAAAAGCUCCACGGCACACUGGUGGAAGGUCGUAAGAUUGAGGUGAAUAACGCCACCGCCAGAGUGAUGACUAACAAGAAGAUGGUCAGCCCUUAUCCUAAUGGAGAAGCUCUCAGCACACUACCCUAUGCAGGGUGGAAGUUGAGUCCAGUGGUGGGAGCUAUGUAUGGACCAGAGAUCUACGCAGUUCCAGGGUUUCCCUACCCUACAGCAGCAGCAGCAGCCACAACAGCGGCGGCGGCAUUUCGCGGUGCCCACCUCCGGGGCCGAGGCCGGCCCGUCUACAGUGCUGUGCGGGCCGCUGUGCCGCAGCCCGCCAUCCCUGCCUAUCCUGGCGUGGUGUAUCAGGAUGGGUUUUACGGAGCCGCAGACUUAUAUGGAGGCUACCCGGCUGCUGCCGCCGCCGCCGCCGCCUAUCGCUACGCCCAGCCUGCGGCUGUAACCGGGGCAACCGCUGCAGCUGCUGCCUACAGUGACAGUUAUGGCCGGGUGUACACUACAGAUCCAUACCACGCUUUAGCUCCGGCGGCUGCUGCUUACGGCGUGGGAGCCAUGGCCAGUUUAUACCGGGCGGGAUACAGUAGGUUUGCUCCUUACUAAAACCACAAAUCACAUCCAAGGAAUUUCACUUUGGUCCAAAACCCUUUUUCAGGCUCUUUGCUUGGCAGGAGCUCCCCUCCAUUUUUUUUCUGCAGGCAGAUUAUAGCAACAACCCCUUUUAUUAUUUUCUUUUCCUUUUUUUUUGUCUUGUGGCGAGAGAAGUCAUUGCCACAUCAUCAACUCAAACUCAGUUCCUGUACUUUUGUGUCCAUCACUGACAUGGAAACGAUGACAAAAACCCCCAAAACAACAAAACUGCCAGGAGUGUAUCCCGUGUAUAAAGAGCUGGAGCUGGAGCAACAGGACACAGUUUGGGAUGCUUUUUUUGUUUGUUUUGUUUUUGUUUUUUUAAGAAAAAACACUACAGGAUGUGGAAGGAGACAGACUGCUGUUGUUCCUAUGAGAUCCUGCACACUACAAAAUCAUUUUUAAUUUUUUUUGUCCCUAAAAAUAUCCGAACUUCCAGUUUAUCCACUGCCCUGUCAGACCUAACCACACACACACUCUUACAUUUAACACCAAGUAUAGAUUCCUCUACACUUUCCUUUAGUGUCAGACUUCACUAAAUGAUACUAGAAAAAGGUACUUCUGUUUUUAAACACUACAUUGAUAUAGAGCUGCUCCCCCCUACAUCCUUCUGAUGUUAGCAUCGUGUAAUACUGAAAAAAAGAGUCAAAUGCAGAGGAUGUAGGAGCUAUUCUUGUUUUUGCCACGCUGGAACAUUCAACUUUCAGCUGGAGGAAACUUCUGACAGAAACCACUUUUUUGUUCUCUUAAUAACUUCGAACUUAUGUCUUUUUUUUGGGGGGGGGGGGGUCAUUUUUGUAACGUUUAAAACGUCCCGGCCAAAUGUAAAAGGAAACACAAAGAAACUGUUUAAAAAAGACAAGGAAAAAAAGUCAAUCUUUUUUUUUCUGCAGCACCUCGUUUGUUUUGCCUGCCACAGACGUGUCAUCAUGGGGGAAAAAACAAACAAAAAACACCACGUGGCUCAGUGAGUUUCAGUUUGUUUGUCCUUAAUGCUCGCCUGCACAUACUCCAGUCAUUACUGCAAGUGCGACUCAUGACCGUCUUUUUAAAGGCCUCGUCCUCAAGUCUGCUUCUUCCAAAAGGAGAAAUAAAGGACUCGUUUCUAUCUCCUAAACCGUCAGACGUUCCUGCCGAUCACAUCGAAAAGAUCCACAGGACACGAGUGAAACUAGCUUCAGCACCCGCGCACCACCCGCGUUGGGAAACUAAUAACCUGUCAGUCGAACGGACGCCGAUCCCUCCUGACCAUCGUUCGGGAAAUGGUGUCUGAUCUCGACUCAGCAGAACAGAGAGAGUGCAGGGAAGCACAGAGACGGGAUUCAUUAUCGGUUUUGUCUCUAUUUAUAUGCAGUGUUUUCACUAGGUUUCCACAUCAUUAUGUAACUCUUAAGUCCCUCAUCAUGCUCUCUGGGAUGGUUCACUCUGAAUAGUUUCAAAGCUUUCCUGGUGCACCUGAAGGCACAGCAGGACCUGUAUGUGUUGCAUCUGCAUUUACUCUCACGUGGUUGUUGUCGUUAUUGCUAUUAUUUGCCUUUUUUUCGGUUCCAAAGAUUUUCAGAGGAAAGCACAUUUCUUUUUUUUGUGUGUCCUUGUGUAUUUUGUUUUUAUUUUUUGUGUUUUUCUGCCUUUACUUUAGCCUUUAGCUGUAUUUUUAUGUUUUUUUAAAUGUGUGGGUUGAAGCUGUACAGCGUUGUAGCAGCACCCCUGGGAAAUGUCAUAAAAGCAAUGUCUGCAAGACAGGGAAUACACCUUUAAUCCAACCUGCAGAAUAUAAUGACGCUGCUGGGUUUAAUUUGGUCUUAAGUGUCAUUUAUUAGCUUUUUUUUUUUUGCACUAACACAUGAGCACACGGUGCAGAUGCAGAGGUGUUUGCUGCAGACAAGGGAAAUCAGAGCAGAUGGAGUCAUGAGGGAUGCACAGAGAGGCAGGUAGACCGAGAGGAUAUUUCAAAGUGCAUUUUCCUGCAGGGCCAAAUUACAAAGUAAAUUAGGAGGGGAGGGUGGGGUGGGCGGCACGAUGUCAAAAGGGGUCCAGAGACCCAGCAGUGUCCACCUUUUUUUUUUUUUUUUUUUUUCCCCAACAAUGAAACAAUGUGUGGGCGGUCAGUGAAGGGACUUUGUGGCAGUGAUGGUGAAGGUGAGAAGCUGAGCCAUUAAUCAUCAGCUGACAGAAUCACAGCGUCCCCCACUGUCUCUCCCUCUCACUCUGUUCCUUUCUUUGGGGGAAGGGGGGGUGGUGGUACAGUGCAAGGACAGGGUGGGUGGGGGGGUUAUUUUGUUUUUGUAUGAUUGUGAAACUGUGUGCAGUGGGUCCAAUGAGUAUUUUUGAUGAGCAUUACCUCCUUGUUUUUCUUAUUAUUCCUUACAAGUAUUACCACAAGUGUUGCUAUGCAUGCAUGCUUUUUGCAAGAGAGGAAGGGUGUCGAGGCUUUCUUUUCUUUUUUUUGUGCAUGAACUCAAAUCGCAGUGCUGGAGGAGGAAGACGAGGUGGAGCGUGGCGCGUUUACACAGCGGGGGGAGUAAGAAAGAGAGAGAAACCUGGAAUGAUGUGUGAUGCGGGGUGACAGGAGUGACGGCUGCUCUCGGUUCAGGCUCUGCACAGUGUCUGGAUUGUGGGGGAGGGUGGGGGGGUCAAUCCAGUCCACUUCAGUAAAUCUGGGUUAUCUAUGCUCUCUGCUGUGUGGUCCUCGUGGUAAUCACCUGUCUGUCCCCCCCCGGUGGUUUUUUUUUUUAAAAGAUUAAAACCCUUAAAAUGUUAAGAAUAACAGCAUUAGUCCACCCCGGUGAAAAGCUUCUGCACAGAGCCGUGUUAGUGUUAUUAUUAUGAACCUGCCCACAGAGAUGCUCAUUUAGAAAGCUCUCCGCCUCGCUCAUCCAGCUGGCAACAAGCUGCAGUCACGGCGCCGUUGUUGAACAGCGACCGCGGCGCAGCUGCUUUCGCUCGCUCUUUUUUUUUUGUUGGUUUGUUUGUUUGUUGUUGUUGUUUUGGUUUUUUGCCUCCUCUAAUUGGGAGUUAAUCUUAUUUUGAAAAGCUGCGAAGUAACCGCACAGGUGCGCUCGAGGGACACGGACUGAAAAAAAAAGUCAUCCUCAGCUGCUGGCUGCCGAUGCCCCCCUACCCCACACCCCACACCCCGACUCCCUGCACUGCACUCAAGAAGUCAACCCAGUGGGAGUUUUUGUACAGCAGUUUAAUAAAUGGGUUUAAAUUGCAUGUGAAGUUUUUUCCCUUUCCUCCUCCCCGUCACAUGCUCUCAAAGGCUCAUUUAUCCAAGUGAUUUUUUUUAAAAAUUAAGUAAGUGACAUGUAUUUUCUCACAAUGUUUUAUUUUGCCAUUCUUGUGUCUGCCUUCUGUUUAUUCUCUUCAUUAUUAUUGAAUGUAUAUAAUAAUAAACUGUUUGGUUUUUA
This is a messenger RNA of Oreochromis aureus, 5679 nucleotides long. Its product is annotated as RNA binding protein fox-1 homolog 2-like. Gene Ontology annotation, molecular function: mRNA binding. Lineage: Eukaryota; Metazoa; Chordata; Actinopteri; Cichliformes; Cichlidae. Gene Ontology annotation, biological process: regulation of alternative mRNA splicing, via spliceosome; nervous system development. The record is from RefSeq and is a predicted model, not a curated record. Bases 854 to 2242 code for a protein of 462 amino acids. The transcript is spliced from 13 exons. Gene Ontology annotation, cellular component: cytoplasm; nucleus.